Messenger RNA from Harpia harpyja (harpy eagle), 771 nucleotides. RefSeq names its product ETS translocation variant 3-like protein. Gene Ontology annotation, molecular function: sequence-specific DNA binding; DNA-binding transcription factor activity, RNA polymerase II-specific. Gene Ontology annotation, cellular component: nucleus. The record is from RefSeq and is a predicted model, not a curated record. Lineage: Eukaryota; Metazoa; Chordata; Aves; Accipitriformes; Accipitridae. Bases 1 to 771 code for a protein of 256 amino acids. Gene Ontology annotation, biological process: regulation of transcription by RNA polymerase II; cell differentiation. The transcript is spliced from 5 exons.
AUGCAGUGUGGCUGUCUGUCCCAAGGGCUGCCUGUCCUGUCUGACUCCUCCUGGGUAUCAGGGCUGGCAUUCCCCGACUGGGCGUACAAAGCCGAGUCCAGCCCCGGCUCCCGGCAAAUCCAGUUAUGGCAUUUCAUCCUGGAGCUGCUGCAGCAGGAAGAGUUUCGCCAUGUCAUCGCCUGGCAGCAGGGCGAGUACGGGGAGUUUGUCAUCAAGGACCCCGAGGAGGUGGCCCGGUUGUGGGGUCGGAGGAAAUGCAAACCCCAGAUGAACUACGACAAGCUGAGCCGGGCGCUCAGGUACUACUACAACAAGCACAUCCUGCACAAGACCAAGGGCAAACGCUUCACCUACAAGUUCAACUUCAGCAAACUCAUCUUCCUCAACUGCCCGCUGUGGGACACCCACUGCCCAUCCCCGCUGCCAGGUGCCGGCAGCCUGUGCCACCCCCUCGCCAUGCCCCCCAGCAUGCCGAGCCAGUUGGUGCCAAGCAUGCUGCUGAGCCGGCGGGUGCUGGCAGACCCACUGGUCUGGCACCGGGGUCCCCGGCACCCCUGGCACCCCGACACGCUGGAGAAGAGGAUGACCACCGCUGGGACCUGGUAUGGUGGGGCUCAGGCAGGCAGGGACACGGCCGUUGCUGGUCCCACAGCAGCACCCAGUGGCUGUGGCUGGGAGAGAGGACGGGGCACCCACCCGGAGGAUGCUGAGGCCAAGGGAGAAGGGACCUGCCAGAGCAGCCCAGGGUGCUGCCCGCACCCCUUAGCAUGA